Messenger RNA from Mycosarcoma maydis (corn smut), 762 nucleotides. RefSeq lists its product as uncharacterized. The transcript has a single exon. Bases 1 to 762 code for a protein of 253 amino acids. The record is from RefSeq and is a predicted model, not a curated record. Gene Ontology annotation, molecular function: protein-N-terminal-alanine acetyltransferase activity; protein N-terminal-serine acetyltransferase activity. Lineage: Eukaryota; Fungi; Basidiomycota; Ustilaginomycetes; Ustilaginales.
AUGUUGUCGCUCAGUGAAGAAGAAGCGCUCCAACGGUUGGGUCCGAUAGUGUCUACCGAGCCAGCCACGUACCCGUCGCGCGUAACGAUCCCGGGCCAGUACAUCGACCUUGUACCACUUUCAGUAGAUCACACCGAUGCACUCUUCCCACUCGUCGGCCUGUCCGAGCACGAAAGGCUCUGGGAUUACAUGCUUGAACCGUCCUUCAACGGCGAUCGCACUCGCUUCGAAGCGUACAUGGCUGCUCGCACAGGCUCCUCGAACAACAUGGUCUUUUGGUCCGUCAUGGAUAAAACUACUUGUAAAGUGCUCGGACUUAUCUCUUAUCUGAACAUCAACCCCACGCAUCGAACGAUCGAGAUCGGUAACGUGCUCUUUUCAUCCCUGCUCCAACGAUCAAGGAAAUCAAGCGAGGCUGUAUACCUCUUGAUGUCACACGCAUUUGACACUUUGGGAUACCGAAGAGUUGAGUGGAAGUGCAACAACUUGAACGGACCUUCGAAGCGCGCUGCUGUUCGUUAUGGCUUCACGUACGAAGGACUGUUCAGAAAAAUGUUCGUGUUGAAAGGCAGGAACAGGGACACGGCCUGGUUUGCUAUCGUCGAUGAUGAUUGGCCAAACAGGAAAGCAGCGAUACAGACCUGGCUGGAUGAAAGCAAUUUUGAUACGGAAGGGAAGCAAAUUUUGACGCUCAAAGAGGCUCAUCGCAAGCUUGGAUACGUUGUACCGGAGACGUUGGUCAUGCCUGCUGUGCCUUUGUAG